Molecule: messenger RNA, 973 nt
Organism: Daucus carota subsp. sativus
Lineage: Eukaryota; Viridiplantae; Streptophyta; Magnoliopsida; Apiales; Apiaceae
Product: homeobox-leucine zipper protein HAT22
Exons: 4
Coding region: 255-719 (154 amino acids)
Biological process (GO): regulation of DNA-templated transcription
Molecular function (GO): DNA-binding transcription factor activity, RNA polymerase II-specific; sequence-specific DNA binding
Source: RefSeq, a predicted model, not a curated record
UUUUGAUCACCUUGCUCAAUGAUUGCUCUUCAUCACGCCCUGCUAAUAACCGCAAAUAUUUAAGCUCCGGCCUCAGUCUUGGCUUAGCCUCUUCGGAGAGGCCUAAGGAUCGAAAAAUUUCGCGAGGUUCAUCGCUCAAUUUGGCCUUAUCGCUUGAGUUGAGUAGUGAAGGAGAUGUUGUGGCGAGAUCUGGCGUUUUGGAGAGACAGGUUUCUUCGAUCAGUGCAGUUUCGUCGCUUUCGGAUUCUGAUUUUAUGAAGAGUAAAGGUGGUGUAGGUAGCAUUCGAGAAUUGGGAGGCGGAAGAGAAGUAUUUGAUGAUCAUGAUCAAGAUGAAGAUGGAAUGGGUGGAAGAAAGAAACUUAAGCUUGAUCGGUUUCAGUCUCGAAUAUUAGAAGAUAGUUUCAAGGAUCACACCACUCUGAAUCUUAAGCAAAAGCAAGCAUUGGCUAGACGCCUUAAUUUGAAACCGCGACAAGUGGAAGUAUGGUAUCAGAACAGGAGAGCCAGAAACAAGCUGAAGCAAACGGAGAUGGAGUGUGAAAUGUUGAAGAAAUGUUACGAAACAUUAAAGGAUGAAAACAGAAGGCUGGAAAAGGAAGUGCAACAUUUAACAGCAAUUCAAGGGAAGGGGAUGAUGCAAGUGCCCCCAGCAAACCUCACUAUAUGCCCUUUCUGUGAGAGGAUUACCGGUUCUGUUUCUCGUUUCAUGACACCCUAAUCUCCUCUCUAAUUCCCUUUAGUAUAUAUCAUCCAUCUGCAUCUUGUUAACAACUUUGAAACCCUAGGUUUACACACUUGGAACUAAAAAUUGUGAUGUUCAUGUAAAAAGAAACAUCCAGUUACAUGUAGCUCUACCGAUAUGCACUUAUCAAAAUCCAUUUGUUUGUACUUUGUGCAGUAAUAUAAAUUGCUAUAUAAAUUGCUUUUACAUGGAAAAAUCGUUGGUAUUCGUAGGCGGAUAAAACUUACGUC